AUGAGCGAAUCGAAGACACUUGACACCGAGACGGUGCCGCAAGGGAAGGAUGUCGAACAAGGCGUUCACGGUGUUCGUGAUUGCGAUGAUGCAAGUAGUCUGGGCAAGGGUGACAUUCUGAGCAAAGAGCACACGGAUCCUGUGCUCAACGCAAAGAUGCAUCUUAUCAACAACACCAUCGAUGGGAUUGGAUUCACAGCAUACCAAUGGAAGCUCUUUGUAUUGAACGGCUUCGGAUACGCGGUGGACUCCCUCAUCCUCCUGAUUCAAUCUAUCAUCGCUCGCCAAGCAGCGCUUGAGUUCAACCCAGGCUAUCCCAAUGGUCUCACCAUCGCAGCCUACGUGGGUAUGCUUGUCGGUGCUCUGUUCUGGGGCAUUGGUGCAGAUGUGAUUGGAAGGAAAAUUGCCUUCAAUGUGUCGCUGAUCAUCUGCUCAAUUUUCGGUAUUUUGGCAGGAGCGAGCCCGAACUGGGAGGUCUUGGGAUUGUUCGUAUGCUUGAGCGCGUUCGGCGCAGGAGGCAAUCUUGUGCUAGACACGGCGGUUUUCCUUGAGUAUCUGCCCGGUAAUCGCCAAUGGAUGCUCACGCUCAUGGCAGCUUGGUGGGGUAUUGGUCAACUCAUCGCUGGCUUCUUUGCCUGGGGCUUCCUUCCCAAUUUCAGUUGUCAGGAUCCCGCAAACUUCCCAGACGCAGCACCUUGCACGAAAUCCAAUAACCAAGGCUGGCGCUACGUUUGGUACGCCUGCGGUGCCCUUGUCUUCGUCAUGUCAAUGGCCCGCAUCUUCGUCAUCCGUCUCAAAGAAACGCCCAAAUUCCUUGUUGGCGAGGGCAAGGACGCUGAAUGCGUCGAGGUUCUACAAGGGAUUGCGACCAAGUACAACCGCCCGUGCAGCUUGACCCUUGAGACAUUGCAAGCAUGCGGAACGAUAUCCACGCGCUCAACCCACGGAAAGAGUAAAUGGAGUCUCGGCGAAAUCGGCACGCACCUCAAGGGUUUGUAUGCUACGAAGCGCAUUGGUAUCUCGACGACGUUGAUCUGGUUGUCCUGGACUUUGAUCGGUUUAGCAUACCCUCUGUAUAAUGUCUUCCUUCCCGCCUACCUCUCCAGCCGCGGCGCCGCCUUCGGCGAUUCCUCGCCCUACACAACCUGGCGCAACUACACGCUCGUCAACUUCUCCGGAAUCUGGGGCCCCGUGCUGGCCGGUUUCAUGUGCCACACUAAACUCGGGCGGAAAUACACCAUGGUCAUCGGGGCGCUCGUCACCAUGUCGUUUUUCUUCGCGUACACGCAAGUCCGGACGAACGUGCAGAAUAUCGUGUUUACGUGCGUCAUUAAUUUCUGUUUGAAUGUGUAUUAUGGCACGCUGUAUGCGUACACACCGGAGGUGCUGCCGAGUGCGCAUCGGGGGACCGGAAAUGGAAUUGCGAUUGGGUGGAAUAGGGUUAUGGGGAUUUUGAGCGCGGUGAUUGCUACGGUUGCUGAUACUUCCACACCGGUGCCGAUUUAUAUUUGUGCGGCGCUGUAUAUCUUCAUGGCGGCUAUUGCGGCGGCGUUCCCGUUCGAACCGUAUGGUAAAAGGAGUUCGUAG
Molecule: messenger RNA, 1587 nt
Organism: Macroventuria anomochaeta
Lineage: Eukaryota; Fungi; Ascomycota; Dothideomycetes; Pleosporales; Didymellaceae
Product: MFS general substrate transporter
Exons: 6
Coding region: 1-1587 (528 amino acids)
Biological process (GO): transmembrane transport
Molecular function (GO): transmembrane transporter activity
Source: RefSeq, a predicted model, not a curated record